Messenger RNA from Microthlaspi erraticum, 594 nucleotides. The record is from the annotation of a GenBank genome assembly. NCBI's taxonomy places the organism in Eukaryota, Viridiplantae, Streptophyta, Magnoliopsida, Brassicales, Brassicaceae.
AUGACGAGCGAGAAUGCGACAUCCCCAACGGCGAUUCCGUCCCCGGAGGAGCAUAACUCACCGCCGCCGCAGGAUUCACUCAACUCUGUUCCCAUUUCCGCCGUACCUCCCUUCUCGCCACAAGCUACGACGGAAGGUUUCGCGAACAGCGCCGGAGUAGUAUCAAACCAAACGGUCGAUGAAAUCGAAGAACCAUCGUAUUACAAAUAUCUUGAUAGCAAAGAGUAUGGUGAUAAGUACAAAAGGUACUUAUCUGAGUUUAAGCAGUAUCUCAUGGCAAAGUAUUUCUCCGGAAGAGAUCCCAAUGGAGUGAAUCUAUUUCAGGAGACAACAACAAUAGAUGGUGAAACCAUUAAGUCAAGCAAGUGGCCUUGCACACGUUGGUACGCAGGCGAAGAUGUUUCAUGUGUAGACCCAGUACAAUGCCUUGAUGAAGAAGAGGAAGAUGAAGUAGAAGACGAAGAAGAAGAAGAAGAACAAGAAGACGAAGAAGAAGAUGAAGAAGAAGAAGAGAGCAGAGAUUUGGGUCCCGCAGAGUUAAUAACCCCUGGUGAAAUCUCCAAUGGAGGUAUUGUCUCUGAGAAGACCAGUUGA